AGGCACCGCGAGAUCCUGCACGAUUUUCUCGAGGAGUUCUCAAAGACCAAGGCCAACCUGCGCAUGGCCGACGAGCGCCAGCAGCUUCUCACCUCGGUGCGCGAGGACAUCGUCGAGCACCGCUCGGCGAGUCGCGCCACCGACGCGCUGCUGCGCGAGCGCAAUGCCGUGCACGCCACCGAUCGCGCGCUCGACGGCUUGCUCGAGCACGCCGCCGAGACCAAGGCUGCGCUCAGCCUCCAGCGAGGCAUCUUUGGCGGCGUCGGCUCAAAGCUGCAGCAGCUCUCUGCCGUGGCGCCGCAGAUCAACGCGCUGCUCGGGCGGAUAAGCAGAAAGCGGUCGCGCGACAAGACCAUCCUCGGGGUGGUCAUGGGCUGCUGCCUCUCUCUGCUCGUGCUGUACAAGCUGCAGAUUGGCUAG
Emiliania huxleyi CCMP1516 is the source of this 420-nucleotide messenger RNA. RefSeq lists its product as hypothetical. Gene Ontology annotation, biological process: endoplasmic reticulum to Golgi vesicle-mediated transport; vesicle fusion. The record is from RefSeq and is a predicted model, not a curated record. The transcript has a single exon. Gene Ontology annotation, molecular function: SNAP receptor activity. Gene Ontology annotation, cellular component: Golgi membrane; SNARE complex; cis-Golgi network. Lineage: Eukaryota; Haptophyta; Isochrysidales; Noelaerhabdaceae. The annotation marks the transcript as partial.